Messenger RNA from Helobdella robusta, 2871 nucleotides. RefSeq lists its product as hypothetical. Lineage: Eukaryota; Metazoa; Annelida; Clitellata; Rhynchobdellida; Glossiphoniidae. The record is from RefSeq and is a predicted model, not a curated record. The transcript is spliced from 29 exons. Bases 1 to 2871 code for a protein of 956 amino acids. Gene Ontology annotation, molecular function: voltage-gated calcium channel activity. Gene Ontology annotation, cellular component: voltage-gated calcium channel complex.
AUGGCAGAAGGUGAAGUCCAACCAGAUCUACCCGAAUGUUUACGACUGUCGUCUGCAGAAGUGGUCAGUAUAUUGGCGCUACGCAUGGCAUCACUAAAUAAACCUAAUAAAAUUCCGUGCAAACAAACACGACCAAGGCAGACGUAUAUACAAGCUUCCACAUCGCCGAAAGUCGUCAUAUUUCUGAUGGAUGUCGGCGACGGAAUGAAGAAUAAGAUGGAGUUAGCCAAAAAAACUGUCAAACUUUUCCUCGAUACUCUCACAGAUGAGGAUUAUUUCAACGUUAUCUUUGUAGGUUUUCUACUCCAUUUCUCAUCGACAUUCAACUACGCAGAACUGUGUUUCAAUUUUUCACUUCUCCUGGCAAGUAACGAAAAUAAAAAUAGAGUGGUGACAUACAUUGACAACUACAAAUGGUUUAAAAGCAAGACAUCUUACGAUGACGGUGUAAAAGAAGCCCUCAAGCUUAUAUCCACAUUGAACAACAGCAUGUACAUGAACCACAUAUGCGAAAGAUCCCUCGUCAUGCUGACAUCCAUGCUAACCAGCAACAUCCAGACUCUCAUCUCAGAUAUUAACAGACAUCCAUUCUUCAAGGUUAAGCCGUUCAUCUAUUUGCUUGGCAAGGAUAAGAGUAGCAGAAACCUCGCUAGAGAUAUCGCUUGCAGCAAUGGAGGAUUCCAUGCUCGCAUAGACUCUGAUGAACAAAUAUUUGAACAACUAUUGAAUUUCAUAACGGUCCUCAGUAACUCAUCGAUAACGAGCAACCGAGAAAUUACAUGGACCAACAUAUAUGAAGACACUGCCGGCUUAGACCUUAUAUUCACCAUUGCCAAACCAGUACAAGUGAAUAAGAAAUUUAUUGGCGUAGUAGGUGUGGACGUUGCUAUCGUUGAGUUUGAGAGGCUGUUCAACUCCUUUCAACUCGGUGUCGACGCUUACGGAUUCAUAAUCACGGAGAGCGGCAACGUCGUCUACCAUCCAGAGUUGAAGGCCAAGAUAAAAGAAGCAAUGAUGAGAAGAGAAACAGCUUACAUGAACAUUAACUCUGUCGGUCUCUUCGAUAAUUUUAAACGAGUAAAUAUGAGACGAGGUAACUGUUUCUUCACGCCAAUCGAUCAUACGUCUUUCAGGCAAUACUGUAGCUUCGACCUGAAAGAGAAGAUGAAUUCUCGUUCUGAGACGUUGUACCAUCAGUUAAAAAUUGCUCAAACCAACUCUAAGAUAUACACGGAGAAAUGCAACGAGGAGUUAGUAAUGAACCUACUGUACGACAUUGAAGCGACCAGAGGGGCUUCCAACAGCUGGAUGAAAGAGAAUUGGGAUUCAAAACACGCUCAAAUUAGGAGUGAUGGGGUGGACAUGGUCUACUUCGGAACGAAGGGAGGACUCACUAGAUAUUUUGUCUUCAAUCAAACCAACCAAGAACUCUUCGAAGAUUAUUUAGAGCAGACGGCAGUUUCAACAUCACAGUCCCUUUACUACAAAAGAGCCAUCAAUGGAGGAGAAGAUGUUUUCACCUUUUCAUUGCCCUUCCUAAUUGAGAGCAGUAUGAACAAUGGAGAUUCCUCGUCAUCCUAUCCUCUGCAGUAUCAACCGCCAUCACAUUUGUACUCUGCUAACAUGGACGACAUAUUGAUUUCUGCCAGUGCGCCAGUGGUCAUCCAUAAUGACGUCAGCGAGGGUGUGGUCGGUGUGGUUGGCUUGCUGAUGAGGUAUUCCCAGUUCAGACAGAUCCUCAAUGAAACUUCAAUAUCCCUCUGUCGUCUUGGUGAACAUCAGCCGUGCGUGAAAACUUGUGAAUCCGAAUUGGGCUAUUUUCUUGGAGAACUUGAAGGAUGCGCGCCGCGUAUAUUGAAGGAUCUCAUCAUAAGAAACGAAGAGGAAUCCAACCUGGAACGAGACCCCAACCAAGAUGGCUACCACCACCAUCAUCAUCUGGCUAACCUUGGCGAUGCAACCAAAAACUCUGGUAUAUUCAACAAAAUUGAAGUUACGGACCACCAGGCAGUUUGUGAAAUAAUAAGAAAGUCAUCGUCAAAUUCAGAAGCUCUGAGCAACAACCUUUCGUUUACCGUCUUGUUGAACAAACUAGUAUGGAUACUAAGUGAAGUUUACAUCUUCAUGAGUCACAUUGGUUCUGUAGGAGCAUUUUUUGGAUUCAAACAAACGACGAACGAGACAACACCACCUCUACCAGUGACAGCGUUUGACGAGGUUCCGCCAGAUCUGGAAACUUACAGAGUCCUUAUGACUGAUCUCAUGAAGAUAUCAUCGGCCGAACAGGCUGGAAAGUGGAAGGACAAUUGUAUGCGGCAGUCCGGUUUUAAUGCAGACGUGGCACUGGCUUGCCUGCGGAGCAUUAAGAAGGCUUACGAACCGGGAAUUCUUGGAUUCAGACCAUGCAUCCAAUCAUAUACGAGGUACGAGCGCGAGAAAGUUAGAUUGCCCCAAAAUGGAAGGAUUAAUAAGAAGGAGAGAGACAUAUGCACCAAGCCAUACCUGAUAACGGAUGUACCGCACACAAAUCUCAUGUUACUAGCAACUGAUACGACGUGCAUGUGUGAAGAUACUCCCACUAUCAGUAGCAGACCUGUCGAAGUUGUCAGAGACCCGGCUGCAAUGGAAGGGACGUGCGACAAGUUGACCUUUGACCCGAACGUUCAGCAGCUGAGGCCAACGACAUCAUCAUCAGUACCACCCUCGCUAUCAUCAUCAACAUCAAAAUGCUCUGUGCGGGUACAGCAUGAAGAUGAUAUGAGCUGGAACCAAGACGAAACCAGCCAAUCAGAAACGGGGUCUCAUUUUUGCGGGGACGGUGUGUCCAUUCACGAUUUACUUGAAUGUUUAAUCGAGUAUGAACUAAGUUAA